Solanum lycopersicum (tomato) is the source of this 1807-nucleotide messenger RNA. Its product is annotated as 4-hydroxybenzoate geranyltransferase 2. The record is from RefSeq and is a predicted model, not a curated record. NCBI's taxonomy places the organism in Eukaryota, Viridiplantae, Streptophyta, Magnoliopsida, Solanales, Solanaceae. Gene Ontology annotation, molecular function: prenyltransferase activity. Gene Ontology annotation, cellular component: mitochondrial inner membrane. Gene Ontology annotation, biological process: ubiquinone biosynthetic process.
AUUUGGGAGUUUACAGUUUUUCUUUUUUUUUUGCAAGGAAUUAGGAAACAAAAAAUUUAGGUAUUUAACGACCAGACGCCGUCAAUUUGGUCAGACCCCGUUAAUAUUCCCUCCCUUAGUCCGUCUCAAUUUUCAUUGAUAAAAAUGGCACUGUAUCGCCGCCUUUCUCGGAAUCGCCAUGUCUUCCGUCGGCACGCUAUCUCUGCUCUGUAUUCCUCCGGCGACCUAAUAAACCCUAACGCGACUGUUGUUUAUUCUCCGUUUAUAAACCCCCUUCAAUUUUCUUCUUCUGAUGAUCAUAAUCACACCCUCAAUUCUAGAAAAUUGUUGACAUUUUACCCUUCACAUUCUUCAAGAAUCGAACUUUCAGGGUUCCGCCAAGUUCUUCACUUUUCAACAUUAGCUGAUUCGGAAGAGAAGAAGAAGAAUGAGCAACAAAGGCCUUCUUGGGUUGAUACUUAUUUGCCCCAAAAAAUUAGACCUUAUGCCCAUCUUGCCCGUCUUGAUAAGCCUAUUGGCACUUGGUUACUCGCUUGGCCUUGCAUGUGGUCUAUUGCUUUGGCUGCUCCACCUGGGAGUUUACCUGAUGUGAAGAUGAUGACACUAUUUGGUUGUGGGGCUUUGCUUUUGCGAGGUGCUGGAUGUACCGUUAACGAUCUUCUUGAUCGAGAUAUCGAUACUAAGGUGGAAAGAACAAGGUCAAGGCCAGUUGCUAGUGGUGUCUUGACACCCUUUCAGGGACUCACUUUUCUUGGAUUCCAAUUGCUAUUGGGUCUUGGGAUUCUUUUGCAAUUGAAUAAUUAUAGCCGCAUUUUGGGUGCUUCAUCCCUGUUGCUGGUCUUCACAUACCCCCUCAUGAAGAGGUUUACAUUUUGGGUAAUAAAUCCGAAUCUUCAUGCUGCAUCUCUCAAAUCACCUCAAGCCUUUCUUGGUUUGACUUUCAACUGGGGAGCUUUGUUAGGUUGGGCUGCCAUUAAAGGAAGUAUUGAUCCUUCGGUUGUGCUUCCUCUAUAUGCGUCCGGUGUGUUUUGGACGCUUGUAUAUGACACAAUAUAUGCACAUCAGGAUAAAGAAGACGAUCUCAAAGUGGGUGUCAAAUCUACAGCCUUAAGAUUUGGAGAUUCCACAAAAGAAUGGAUCAGUGGGUUUGGAUUAGCAUGCAUCAGCAGUCUUGCUCUUUCCGGAAUUAAUGCUGAUAUUGGAUGGCCAUACUACGCCUUUUUGGCAGCUGCUUCUGGCCAAAUGGCUUGGCAAAUUUGGACUGUUGAUCUGUCAUCUCGUGCAGAUUGCAACAGGAAGUAUAUAUCCAUUAUUUGUUUCCAACAAAUGGUUUGGUGCGUUUAUCUUUGGUGGAAUUCUAUUUGGACGAGUAUUGUGACAAUAGUAUGCGCUGCUGAUAAAGAACAAGCCUUACCAAUUUAACUGGCAGGAGCAGUGUACGAUGGGAGCUCAAUUUUGGAGCUUGCAGCAAAUUUGAAGUGGGGUGACCAAAUAAUUUGUUCCUGCAGCAUCCAAAGCUGUUAUCUGGGCUGUACGAGAAGCAUGUGAAGUAUUUACAGUAAAACAGAAUAGGGGUAACUUUUGCUUUUCCUUUUUUUCCUCCACGCCAUCGUGAUAGGUGUAUGUGAAAAGUAGAAGAUUAUAGCUUUCUCUAUAGAACAAUUCACCAGAGACUUCUCUAAGAAAUCUCUAAUAUCAGCUUGUAUUGCCCGUUGUUUGCCAAUAUUUAUUUUUUGCUGAAAUAUUCAUUGAGAAGUGUUGUUUACUAAUAAUAUUGUUAAUAUGAUUGGCAAAAAACAUUCAGUUG